Molecule: messenger RNA, 1767 nt
Organism: Plectropomus leopardus (leopard coralgrouper)
Lineage: Eukaryota; Metazoa; Chordata; Actinopteri; Perciformes; Serranidae
Source: RefSeq, a predicted model, not a curated record
UUCAUACGCAGGACGACGAGCGCGAUUUCAUUCGGAGAGAGUACUUAACAAUCAAAGGAUUACUUGAUCAAGUCAUUUUUUUUUGUUCUCCUUGGAUUAUAUGCAGCACAUUGUUGGUAUCCCCUUUUCUUAUUUAUGCAAUGGCGUUUGAAAAAUCUCAUAGCGAAAAAAGGCGCUUGUAUUGCAGGCCAGUAUGGCAGUUUCUGUUGUUCCUUUGGUGUCUCAGUCAUAUCGUGUGUGGCCAAAUCAGGUACACAAUUCCCGAGGAGCUGAAGAAGGGAUCACUUAUUGGUAACGUGGCUCAGGACCUUGGUUUGGAUGUGCAAAGGCUUCGUUCCGGUAGGGCCCGUAUCGUGACCAGACAAAGCAUCCAUUACACCGAGCUGAAGACAGACAAAGGCGUUUUAGUCGUGAACGAGAGAAUAGACCGAGAGCAGCUUUGUGGAGAUGUAACACCGUGCAGCUUCAGCUUUGAGGUGAUUUUAGAAAAUCCUAUGGAAUUGCACCAAGUUACAGUGGAAAUAACUGACAUAAAUGACAAUUCUCCGACGUUCAGAAAGGAUGACAUUAAAUUUGAAAUAAGUGAAUCUGCCACACUCGGAUCACGGUUUUUGUUAGCCAGUGCUGAAGACGCAGAUGUAGGCAGUAACGGUCUGCAGACAUACAUACUGACUAGCAAUGACGUAUUUGGUUUGAAACAGCAUUCAAGUCCAGAUGGUAGAAAAUAUGCCGAGAUGAUUUUACAAAAACCCUUAGAUAGAGAAAGCGAGCCACGAAUAUCACUGAAGCUCAUUGCUGUUGAUGGCGGGAGCCCCCCUCGAUCUGGUACAGUAAAUAUAGACAUUACAGUACUUGAUGUUAAUGAUAAUCAUCCUAUUUUUAACCAGUCUCUCUACAGGGCUACUGUUUCAGAGAAUGCAUUUAAAGGCACUUACAUCACAACAGUUAAUGCAAGUGAUGCGGACAGUGGAUCAAACGGUCUCAUCACAUAUAGAUUUUCAAACAUGAAAGAACAGCUGGCUGACGUAUUCAAUUUAGACGAAAUUACGGGUAUCAUAACACUUGAAGGGCAAGUGGAUUAUGAAAAAGAUAAGAAAUAUGAGAUUAUGAUUGAAGCUAUGGACCAAGGAGGGCUUACCGAUUCAAGUAAAGUGCUAAUUGAGAUUGUCGACGUCAACGACAAUGCCCCUGUCAUAAAUGUGAUGUCAUUCUCCAGCCCGGUGCCAGAGGAUUCUGCCUCGGGUACCACAGUGGCGAUAAUUAAUGUGAUUGACGCAGACUCAGAGCAAAAUGGCCAAAUUGUUUGUACAACAGACAGCAGCCUUCCAUUUAAAAUAAAAUCAACAUUAGCUAAUUACUAUGCAUUAGUAACAGAUUCAGCUUUUGACAGAGAAGUUAUCCCAGAAUAUAACAUCACUGUUAGGGCCACUGAUUCGGGAUCGCCAUCCUUGUCAAGCACAACAAUAUUACGUCUGAGAAUAUCUGAUGUGAAUGAUAACGCCCCAUUGUUUGCUAAAAUAAGCUACGUUGCUCACGUUACAGAAAACAAUUCCCCGGGGGUGUCCAUAUUUUCCGUGACAGCACAAGACAUUGACUGGAAUCAAAACGCUAGAAUAUCGUAUUUUUUCGAAGAAACACAGAUCAACGGUAGUCCAACCUCUUCCUACGUCUCCAUAAACACUGAAACUGGAGCUAUCCAUGCACUGAGGUCUUUUGACUAUGAACAGAUUAAACAACUUCAGCUGGUAGUAAAGGCGCAGGAUGGAG